Messenger RNA from Lactuca sativa (garden lettuce), 3629 nucleotides. RefSeq lists its product as uncharacterized. Gene Ontology annotation, biological process: protein import into nucleus. Gene Ontology annotation, molecular function: small GTPase binding. Lineage: Eukaryota; Viridiplantae; Streptophyta; Magnoliopsida; Asterales; Asteraceae. The record is from RefSeq and is a predicted model, not a curated record.
UAGUUUGUCCCCGAGUACCAACACUACUCUUUUUAUAAACCCAAAGCUAUUGUCCUGCCGCCGUCAAGAGCAAAACCCUCAGUUCAUCAACAAUGUCGCAGUCAUUGGAGCUUUUGCUUAUUCAGUUCUUGAUGCCCGACAAUGAUGCACGGCGGCAAGCGGAGGACCAAAUUAAGAGGCUGGCUAAGGAUCCACAGGUGGUUCCGGCACUCGUUCACCACCUACGAACGGCGAAGACGCCCAAUGUCCGACAGCUUGCCGCCGUUCUCCUCCGCAAGAAGAUCACUGGUCACUGGGCUAAACUCUCCCCUCAGCUUCGCCAGCUUGUCAAACAAUCUCUUAUUGAAAGCAUCACUAUGGAGCACAGUCCACCUGUGAGGAGAGCUAGUGCAAACGUGGUGAGUAUCAUUGCAAAGUAUGCCAUUCCUGGUGGAGAAUGGCCAGAUUUGCUUCCAUUUUUGUUCCAGUGCAGCCAGAGUGCGCAAGAAGAUCAUAGAGAGGUGGCAUUGAUAUUGUUCAGCUCCUUAACAGAGACAAUUGGUGAUUCUUUUCGACCAUAUUUUGCUGAUUUACAAGCACUUCUACUCAAGUGCCUACAAGAUGAGACUAGUAAUAAUGUUAGAGUGGCUGCCCUCAAGGCUGUUGGCUCUUUCAUUGAGUUCACUCAUGAUGCAUCUGAAGUGAUUAAAUUUCGUGAAUUUAUCCCAAGCAUAUUAAAUGUUUCAAGACAAUGCCUUGCAUCUGGUGAUGAAGAUGUUGCAAUAAUUGCUUUUGAGAUAUUUGAUGAACUGAUUGAAUCUCCAGCACCUCUUCUUGGUGACUCAGUCAAAGCCAUAGUCCAAUUCUCUCUUGAAGUUUGCUCAAGUCCAAAUUUGGACUCCAGCACACGACAUCAGGCUAUUCAAAUCAUUUCAUGGCUUGCAAAGUUCAAAUCCAGUUCCCUCAAGAAACACAAGUUAAUCGCUCCAAUCCUUCAAAUCAUGUGCCCACUGCUUACAGAGUCCACCAAUAGGGAAGAAGACGAUGAUGACCUGGCGCCAGAUCGUGCUGCUGCAGAAGUUCUUGACACCUUGUCAUUAAAGUUACCAAAACAUGUUUUCCCAGGCGUCUUUGAAUUUGCUACUUUAAGCAGUCAAAGUGUUGACCCGAAGUUUCGUGAAGCUUCAGUGACAGUUUUGGGUGUUGUUUCAGAGGGGUGUUUGGAGUUAAUGAAAGAGAAACUUGGACCAAUUUUGCAAAUUGUGUUAGGGGCUUUAAGAGACCCUGAACAGGUUGUAAGAGGAGCUUCCUCUUUUGCAUUAGGUCAAUUUGCAGAGUACUUGCAGCCUGAGAUUAUUUCACAUUAUGAAAGUGUUCUUCCUUGCAUUCUAAAUGCCUUAGAAGAUUCUUCUGAUGAAGUCAAGGAGAAAUCAUACUACGCAUUAGCUGCGUUUUGUGAGAACAUGGGUGAAGAAAUUCUUCCAUUUCUUGAUUCUUUAAUGGGAAAACUAUUUGCUGCAUUGCAAACCAGUCAGCGAAUGUUACAGGAAACAUGCAUGUCUGCAAUUGGUUCAGUUGCAUCUGCUUCAGAGCAAGCAUUUCUUCCAUAUGCUGAACGAGUUUUGGAACUCAUGAAAUCUUUCAUGGUGCUUACAAAUGAUGAAGAUCUUCGUUCAAGGGCAAGAGCUACAGAGCUUGUAGGAAUAGUUGCCAUGGUUGUGGGAAGGGCAAGAAUGGAACCGAUUUUACCUCCUUUCAUUGAAGCCGCAAUUACCGGAUAUGGGCUGGAAUAUAGUGAACUUCGUGAGUAUACUCAUGGAUUCUUCAGCAAUGUAGCAGAAAUCUUGGAGGAUGGAAUGAUUCAGUAUCUUCCACAUGUUGUCCCUCUGGCGUUUUCUUCAUGCAAUCUUGAUGAUGGAUCUGCUGUUGAUAUUGAUGAUUCUGAUGAAGAUGAAAAUGUGAAUGGAUUUGGUGGAGUUUCAUCUGAUGAUGAAACUCAUGAUGAACCAAGAGUGAGAAAUAUCAGUAUAAGAACUGGUGUUUUAGAUGAAAAGGCUGCUGCAACUCAAGCUCUUGGUUUAUUUGCCUUACAUACAAAGAGUGCUUAUGCCCCAUAUUUGGAAGAAUCAUUGAGGAUUCUGGUGAAGCAUUCUAGUUAUUUUCAUGAAGAUGUUCGACUUCAAGCCAUCACUGGCUUAAAACAUAUUCUGACAGCUGCACAUGCAGUCUUCCAAGGUCAUAGUGAUGGAGCAUCAAAGGCAAAAGAAAUUCUUGAUACAGUGAUGACUAUUUAUAUAAAAACAAUGAAUGAAGAUGAUGACAAGGAAGUUGUUGCUCAAGCUUGCAUGAGUGUAGCAGACAUGAUCAAGGAUUUUGGAUAUGUUACUGUCGAACCAUAUAUGCCUCAGCUUGUAGAGUCAACUCUGGUCUUGCUUAAACAGGAAUCAGUUUGUCAACAAAUAGAAUCAGAUAGUGAUGUUGAUGAUGAUGAUACUAGCCAUGAUGAAGUGCUUAUGGAUGCUGUUUCAGAUCUUCUUCCUGCAUUUGCUAAAGCCAUGGGGUCCCACUUUGCACCGAUCUUUUCCACUCUUUUUGAGCCUUUAAUGAAAUUCGCUAAAGGAUCACGACCAUCACAAGAUCGGACAAUGGUGGUUGCAUGCCUUGCUGAAGUUGCUCAGGAUAUGGGUGCUCCAAUUGCUGCCUAUGUUGAUACCAUAAUGCCCUUGGUACUUAAAGAAUUAGGUUCAUCAGAUGCAACUAAUAGGAGAAACGCUGCAUUCUGUGUUGGGGAGUUGUGCAAAAAUGGUGGUGUCGCCAGUCUCAAAUACUUUGGUGAUGUGUUAAGAGGCCUUUAUCCAUUAUUUGGAGAAUCAGAGCCAGAUGAUGCAGUAAGAGACAAUGCUGCUGGAGCUGUUGCAAGAAUGAUUAUGGCACAUCAGGAUUCCAUUCCCUUAAACCAGGUGCUACCUGUUUUUGUCAAGGUUCUUCCUUUAAAAGAAGACCAUGAAGAAUCCAUGCCUGUUUACAACUGCAUUUGCAGCCUUGUUUUAACAUCAAACCCACAGAUUGCUCCUUUAGUUCCGGAUCUGGUUAAUGUUUUUGCACAAGUGGCUUUAUCUCCAGUUGAAACUCCAGAAGUCAAAGCUCAAAUAGGAAGGGCUUUUGCUCAUUUAUUAUCAAUAUAUGGUCAACAAAUGCAGCCUCUGUUGAGUAAUCUUUCACCUACACAUGCCAAUGCUUUGGCUGCCAUUGCACCAAAGAGUUGACCCAAGAGUUGACCGUAAUUAAGUGCAAGUUCAUGUCCAAUUUGGCAUCUUGUGGAGUAUUCUUCUUUUUUUUUUUUGAAAGUUUUCAGCUUGCUAGAAAGACCAUCAUUUUUCACUCAGGUUUUUGGUUUGACUUGGUCAACCAGAACGUCUCCAGUUUUCCCUAAUGGAGGUGCAUGGUUUUCUUGUUCCAGUUUUGAUGUGUGGUAUUAUUUAUUAUUUUUCUGUUCUGUUGAUUUAUUUAUAAAGCUUUUACAUAUGGUUGGUUGUGUUGAUAUAGUGAGGAUACAAUUCUGGUUCAUCUCAUUGGAGAGAUGUGUAUUUAAGUGAUGGGUUUUAGGGUUUGAUUUAUUUAAUAUAAAGUGUGAUGAAAGGUUUGGUCAA